Galendromus occidentalis (western predatory mite) is the source of this 2424-nucleotide messenger RNA. It is a transcript of the gene PAPLA1, whose product is annotated as Phosphatidic Acid Phospholipase A1. Gene Ontology annotation, cellular component: COPII-coated ER to Golgi transport vesicle; cytoplasm. The transcript is spliced from 11 exons. The coding region runs from base 1 to 2202 and encodes 733 amino acids. Gene Ontology annotation, molecular function: metal ion binding; glycerophospholipase activity. The record is from RefSeq and is a predicted model, not a curated record. NCBI's taxonomy places the organism in Eukaryota, Metazoa, Arthropoda, Arachnida, Mesostigmata, Phytoseiidae.
AUGGAAGGUUCGUCGCAGAAAGAGGUGAGACAGAUACUUUCGCACGAAGGAGCCGCCGGCGGUGGAGCAGCGGCCGCGGCGGCUGCGCGACCCACCACCCUUGCUUUUGAAGCGCCCAACCGGGGUCCAUCGCCGCUACCUCUACCGUUGAAACCUCACUGGUUUUACAUGAAACAGAACGAAAAGCAGUGGAUACCGUUCUCUUUGCUGGAUUCAAAUGAGCUCGAAAAUGCGCACGUUAAGGGCGAUGGCAUCGUCACCGUCUGUGGGGGGAGGUUUGAAGUCGAUUUAUCAUCGAAAAAAAUGUAUCCUGUAUAUUGGCAGGAGCCGGUUGUUAUUCACGUGAGGAGAUGCAGUUGGUUCUUCAAAAACGAAGGCGACACGAAAUACACACCCUAUGAUGAAGAUAUUGCUCAUAUCCUCGAGGAAACGUAUCAGAAAUGUCAUAACUUGAAUAAAUGGAAUCGUCAGAUAGACAUCGGAGGAAACCAAUACGUAAAGAUGUUUAAUCCCAAUUUGAUGACGCAUCAAGUGGCCAGUGGUUUUGCUGACGAGUGGGGGAACAUCUCGGAUUCUGCUCCGCGUCCUCGUAUGGUCAAGCGAGGUGCGGAAAAUAUCGCCGAAGGAGUGUUCGAAGCCGGCGAGAGUGAGACGAUCGAUCAUUUGAUUUUCGUCGUACACGGUAUCGGGGCUGUUUGUGAUUUCAAAAUGCGCACUGUAGAACAAUGUCUCGACGAAUUCCGAUCGAUGAGCAAUCAGCUCAUACAAAAUCAUUUCGCGGAGCAAUUUCAAACGGGCAAAGUCGGUCGAGUCGAGUUCCUGCCCGUUUCGUGGCACAGCAAACUCCACGGCGAGACAACGGGUCUCGACGAGAAACUACAGAAAAUCACCAUAAACACUAUAAGUCGAGUACGGGAAUUCUUGAAUGACACCAUUCUCGACGCUCUGCUGUACACAUCCCCUGUUUACUGCCAAACGAUAGUCGAUCAAGUAGGAUCCGAGUUGAAUCGUCUGUACCACUUGUUCAAGAAGCGCAACCCCAAGUUCAACGGGACCAUCGGACUCGCCGGGCACAGCUUAGGCUCCCUGAUUUUGUACGACAUCCUGAUCCACCAAAGACCGGCUUCCGCAACCCCCGUGGUCACCCCCCAGACUUCCAUCACGCCCGCGACACUAGAGGAGCUCUUCGAUCAGCUGGCGAUUGAACGAAACCACAUCGAUAUCUUGAAGAAACACGAAGUCGACGUGAAAGCCCUGGAAUUCAUGAACGAGGCUGACCUUCUGGGCUUGGGGAUACCGGUUGGACCUGUGAAGAAAAUCAUCAAUGUCUUGAACCGAUAUCCAAAAAAAGUUCUACGAAGGAAGCAGAGUUACACGAGGGCCGAAUUUCUAGUUCAAGGGAACGAAGGCACGGGUCAACUCACUGUGAACUACCCGCAACUGGAAUUCCAGCCCGACUGCUUCUUUGCGAUGGGAAGCCCCAUCGCCAUGUUCAUCGUGGUCCGAGGCAACGAAACUCUAGGGAAGGACUACCGCUUGCCAACUUGUCCCCGUUUCUUCAAUAUCUACCACCCCUACGAUCCAAUCGCAUACCGUAUGGAACCUCUCAUCGAUCCCUCGCCAAAUCUUGAACCUGCUCAAAUUCCGCACCACAAGGGGCGCAAGAGAAUCCACCUCGAAGUCAAGGAGUCGCUGAAGAAAGUCUCAACCGAAGUGCGGCAGAAGAUUGUAGGGGCCGUAUCUGUGCUCAGUAGUUCGUUACAGCGAAGAGAUUCUGAUGUGAAAGAAACUCCCGGACAGGACCCGACUUUGGCGGAAGGGAAGCUGUCAGCAGUUUCUGAAUGGGCGUUGAAUUCGGGUCGUCGCGUCGACUACGUGCUGCAAGAAGGACCUUUCGAAAGUUUCAACGAAUACCUGUCCGUGCUCUUCAGUCACGCUUGUUACUGGGAGUCGGAAGAUACAUUACUUCUCAUGGUCAAAGAGCACUACGCUCUUCGCAAUAUUCACCCGAACACAGCAACGAAAUACGCCCCACUGAUCCCUUUCUAUCCAUUAUCGCCCACCUCGCCGACGGAGCCUGGCGGCGAACGAGAUAAGGAAGCAGAAGUUGGACCUUUCUGGAGCUCUGUGGCGACGAUAACCAAUUACUUCUCUUCAUCGCGACCCGAGCCUCCGCAAAAGCCUCUUUCGACCGAUAGUUGAGCACAUUCAGCGCUGUUGCUGUUUGUAUGCCAGUUGUCGAAAUUGUGAUCAAGACGUGUGAGAUUCCAAAAACUCCAAAGGGACGACACUGUUCCGGAUGCCACAGAGAGUUUCCCCGCGGGGUCGAUCUAUUUACUUUCACCUGCUCCGGAACGGAGGGGAUCUCCCCAAGUGGUCUCAGGGUACUAUCUGCUCUACGGAAAUGCACUUACGGUGUUCUUA